Molecule: messenger RNA, 1077 nt
Organism: Aureococcus anophagefferens
Lineage: Eukaryota; Pelagophyceae; Pelagomonadales; Pelagomonadaceae
Exons: 2
Cellular component (GO): Golgi apparatus
Molecular function (GO): alpha-mannosidase activity
Source: RefSeq, a predicted model, not a curated record
GUCCACGCGUUUUACUACCUCUGGUACGGCGUGCCGGCGGUGGACGGCAAGUGGCUCCACUGGGACCACAAGGUGCUGCCGCACUGGGACCGCGCCCGGCGUCGACGCCGGCCGCGCCGCGCCGCGACGGCGCCUCGCAGGUUCUACCCCGCGCUCGGCCCCUACAGCUCGCGGUCCGCGGACACGCUGGACACGCACUUCGCGCAGAUGGCCGCCGCGGGCAUCGACGCCGCCGUGCUGUCCUGGACGGGCCGGCCGGACGCGGCGGCCGUGUCGGACACGCAGGGCGUCGUGACGGACAACGCCGUCGCGGCCGCGGCCGCGGCCGCGAGGGCGCACGGCGUCGGCGCGGCGAUCCACCUCGAGCCCUACGAGGGCCGCCACCCGACGUCCGUGCGGCGGGACCUCGAGUACCUCGUGGGCGCGUACGGCGACGCGCUCCACCGCAUGCCGCGGCGGCCGUGCGGCGACGAGCCCGCGCUGCCCGUCGUCUACGUCUACGACGCCUACCACAACACGAAGGAGGACUGGGCCGAGCUGCUCUGCCCGGGCGGCGCGCGCUCCAUCCGCGGCACGGCCCACGACGUCGUCGCGAUCGCGACGCUGCUCGACGCGCGCGAGCGCGCGCUCGUCGACGAGGGCUGCUUCGACGGCUUCUACACCUACUUCGCCACGGAGGGCUUCACCUUCGGGAGCACGGCGCGGAACUGGGCGCAGCUGGCGACGUGGGCCCGGGAGCGGAACCUCCACUUCUCGCCGAGCGUCGGGCCGGGCUACAACGACACGCGCGUCCGGCCCUGGAACCGCGCGGCGACGCGGGACCGCGCCGACGGCCGCUACUACGCGAAGAUGCUCCGCAGCGCCGCGACGUCCGGCGCGGACAUGAUCUCCAUCACGUCCUUCAACGAGUGGGGCGAGGGCACGCAGAUCGAGCCCGCCGCGCGGCCCGAGCGCGGCGCGGGCACACCGGCGGUGGACUCGCACCUCGCCUACGAGUACCCGGACAUGUACCUCGACAUCACGCGCAAGGUCGUCGCGCGCUUCAAGCACACGCGGCCGCCGGAGGCCGAGCUGUAG